Messenger RNA from Ruditapes philippinarum (Manila clam), 1461 nucleotides. RefSeq lists its product as uncharacterized. The record is from RefSeq and is a predicted model, not a curated record. The transcript has 2 exons. Lineage: Eukaryota; Metazoa; Mollusca; Bivalvia; Venerida; Veneridae. The coding region runs from base 34 to 1461 and encodes 475 amino acids.
GAAAUACCUGCUAUUUCUGAGAACUCUGAAGAUAUGGCAAAAGCAAGUAAGGAGAUGCAGAUGGAUGAGCUAGGUGACAGAGUAACAGGAAAGUUAAACCCUUCUCUUGAGAAGACUCUCUUUGACAAAAAAGUAGAGGAGUUUCUAGAAUAUUCAAUCAAGGAAGUUGGGGACAAUAAAAGUAAUGUGAAGUUUGAAACUUCAAAAGAUGACUUACCUGAUGUUUACACCAAUUCUGAAGUGGUUCUAAAAAGUAACAACAUGCCUGAUGAAAAUUGUGCAAUGAUAAAAAUGAUCUCGGAGAAAAUGAGUGCAGAAUAUGGUCUAAAACCGGAUAACAAGGGUGAUGCAAGUAAUAUAGUAGACAGUACAAAAGAAGAUAGUGGAAAAAGUAGUGAUAUCAAAGAAAGGUCAGCAGUUACUUCAUCAAUAUCUACUGAGUCCUCCAAAUCUGAGACGAAUCUGAGUCAAGCAGAAGUAUUUAAGUCACCACCAGGUCUGGGAGGGCCAGACUCUUGCUUGUAUAGCAAAGUGAUUGAAAAGAAAUCAACAAAUGAACCUGUUGUAGGGAUGCAGAAUGACCAGGUUGUUAGCUUUACUCCUCCUGUUGCUGGGAUACCAUUUAUACAUCCAUUCAUAGAUCCAGGAAUAUACCAGGCUGUGGAAGCACAGCUGAAAAUGUUAUACCCUGAAAUAGCUUCUAACCCAGCAAUUUUAACACAAGUUGCAAUUCAACAGACUUGUAUUCUACAGAUGUGCCUAAAUUCUCAAACUGGUGAUGUAAACCAAGCACAUGGGAAUGUUAAUCAAGUGGAGAGAGGAACUGACCAGUGUUCUUUACCAGAUGGCCAGCCUCUAAGAUUACCUGGGAAACCUACAUUACAUGAACAAGGGGGACUACCAACUCCGUCAUCUGAUGUGCAAAAGGGACAAACAAUACCUACAUUAGACAAGCAAUUGAGACAGCCAAUUUCACAAUCAGAUAUGCAAAAAGGGCAGUCAAUACCUACAUUAGACAGACAAUUGAAACAGCCAAUUUCACAAUCAGAUAUGCAAAAGGGACCACCAAUUUCUACAUUAGACAAGCAAUUGAGACAGCCAAUUUCACAAUCAGAUAUGCUAAAAGGGCAGUCAAUACCUACAUUAGACAGACAAUUGAAACAGCCAAUUUCACAAUCAGAUUUGCAAAAGGGACCACCAAUUUCUACAUUAGACAAGCAAUUGAGACAGCCAAUUUCACAAUCAGAUGUGCAUAAAAAUCAGCCAAUACCUUCAUCAGACUGGCAAGGGAGACAAACAUUCCCUCCAUCAGCUACAAGGAGAACCCCAAUAUCUUCCAUGGAUAGACAAGGGGAACAAGAAUUACCCCCUUCAGAUAGGCAAAGAAAACAAAUCAGUGGUAAAUACAUACAGGAACCCCACAAUUACCCCAACAGUCCCCAAAAAGAAAAACUGGGAUGA